Molecule: messenger RNA, 1538 nt
Organism: Arabidopsis thaliana (thale cress)
Lineage: Eukaryota; Viridiplantae; Streptophyta; Magnoliopsida; Brassicales; Brassicaceae
Product: AslB, putative (DUF239)
Exons: 7
Coding region: 104-1402 (432 amino acids)
Source: RefSeq, marked reviewed
AUGACUUCCGUUUUUUCUCAAUCUUUGUGUUGAUAUUAAUGUGAUUGAUAUUAUCACAUUAAUUAUAUAAAAAACACCUUAUUGUUUUGUAACCUUUAUAAGAAUGAAGUUUCAAGAUUCAAAAGCCUAUAUCCUAAGAACUCCAAGACAAACAGCCACAAUGAGAUUUUUCUUAAUCUUUGUGAUUUUGUGUGGUUUUUACAAUGAAGCAUAUGGGAAAGGUUCUUUAGAUAUUGAUCUGAAAUUGAAGGCUCUUAAUAAACCUGCGUUGAAGACCAUCAAGAGCGAAGAUGGAGAUAUAAUAGAUUGUAUAGAUAUCUAUAAACAACAUGCCUUUGAUCAUCCCGCUUUAAAAAACCACAAAAUUCAGAUGAAACCGAGUGUGAAAUUUGGUACAAAGAAGACUACUAUACCAAACAACGGUUCUUCUGAACACAUAAAAUCUCAGAUUUGGUCUAAAUCCGGAAAAUGUCCAAUGGGGACCAUACCGGUUCGUAGAGUUAGUAGAGAAGACAUAAGCAGAGCCUCUUCACCGUCUCAUUUUGGGAGGAAAACUCCUCACAAAUACAGCUUUCUAGACAACGCACUUCAACAUAAGGGUAAUUUCAAUAUAACACCUGCAAAAAUAAACGAAGCCCAACCAAGGUUAAGAUCGGAGGCAUUUAUUGUGGCCCUAGGGUUCAAUUUUGUCGGAGCUCAAUCUGAUAUAAAUAUUUGGAACCCUCCGAGGGUUGAAGCUACCGACUACAGUACUGCCCAGAUCUGGCUGGUUGGUGGUCUCUCAGAGAAUUUUGAGAGCGUUGAAGGUGGUUGGAUGGUGAAUCCAGCUGUUUUCGGAGACUCACGUACCCGUCUCUUCAUCUCCUGGACUACAGAUGGAUACACUAAAACAGGGUGCAUCAAUCUCUUAUGCGCGGGUUUUGUGCAAACAAGUAAAAAAUUUGCCCUUGGUGCAACCGUUGAACCUGUUUCGAGUUCCUCUAGUACGCAAUAUCACAUCACCGUUAGCAUAUUCCUUGAUCCAAACAGUGGGAACUGGUGGUUGACUUGCGAAAACAACGUGUUGGGUUAUUGGCCGGGUACACUAUUCAACUACCUAAAACACAGCGCCACAGCUGUGCAGUGGGGUGGAGAAGUACAUAGCCCUAACGUAGUAUUGAAGAAGCCACACACGACAACCGCAAUGGGGAGUGGACAAUGGGCAUCUUACAUCUGGGCCGAAGCUUGUUUCCACACAAACCUUAGGAUCAAGGACUAUUCCAUGCAGCUCAAAUACCCCCAGUUUCUAUCCGAGUAUGCUGAUGAGUACAACUGUUAUUCUACACUGCUCCACCGGAAAACAUAUAUGUCAGAGCCCCACUUUUACUUCGGAGGACCUGGCCGGAACUCUCGUUGUCCUUAAUCUCAUGUUGAUUUUGUCAAUGUUCAUUCUCCUGUUUUUUUGUUAGUUUUAUCUUCGGAGGACCUGGCCGGAAUUUUGUUUGUCUUCUAAUUUAAACUAAUCAGAGAAGAUCUUAUAUUGAUCAUAAUCUUUUAAU